AUGCCUCCCAAAUUCCCCGAACUUUUCAAAGUCCGCUACUCGUCGGUCGACGCUGACCCCUCUCUCAAAUUCCCAAUCCACAAUCCAGCGACAGGCGAAGUAAUCACACAUCUCCAGGCUGGGACCCCGGAGGAAGUCGACGCCGCCAUCCAGGCUGCCCAGAAAGCCUACGAGACAGACUGGCGGUGGCGCUCGCCCGCCGAACGAAGUGCUCUCCUCUUCAAAUGCGCCGACGCUUUGGAGCCGCACAAGGACGAACUCGCCGAGUUACUCUGCCUGGAGAAUGGCAAGCCGAAGCAGGACGCCCUGGCCUUCGACAUCAAUUUCCUGGUUAGCAUUUUUCGGUUCUUCGCGAGUAUUUGUGAUAAACUGCCAGGCGAGUUUUACCAGCGGGGAAGUGUGAAUGCAACGGUCAUCUAUGAGCCGUUUGGUGUUUGCGCGGGGAUACUGCCGUUCAACUGGCCACCGAUCCAUUUCGGUGGAAAGACAGCCCCAGCGUUGGCCGCGGGCAAUGUCAUGAUCCUCAAGCCAGGCGAGCAAGCUCCCCUGACGGUGAUCAGAAUGUGUGAGAUCAUCUCAGAGGUGCUCCCGCCGGACGUGGUUCAAGUUGUACCUGGCUUGGGACCGGACGUGCCUUCAGCGCUGAUCAAGCACGAUCUGGUGAAGAUGGUCUCCUUCACGGGCUCAACUGUUGCCGGUGCCAAGGCAGCUGAAACAGCCGCAAAGACGGUAACGCCAGUGGUGCUUGAGCUCGGAGGUAAGAAUGCCUUUGUCGUGUUCGACGACGUGGAGAACCUCGACCGCGCAGUCGGAUAUGCGCUGGAAGGAGCAUUUUUCAACAAAGGCGAGGCAUGCACUGCAGCGUCUAGGAUCCUCGUUCAAAACGGCGUGUACAAGCCAUUCUGCGAAAAGCUCGCCAAUGGUGUGCGGGAGCUCAAAUCCGGAAACGGCUUGGACCCGAGCACCCAUCUUGGUCCUCAAGUGACCAAAACACAGCAGGAGAGAGUGCUGGGAUACCUGCAGAAAGCAAAGGAUCUUGAGAAAGAGGGAAAGGCCAAGAUCGCCGCGCAAGGCCAGUUGCCAGACGACCCGGCGUGCAAAAAUGGCUACUUCGUUCCGCCGACAUUGAUCACAGAUGUGACAAGCGAUCUAGUCAUAGCGCAGGAAGAGAUGUUCGGUGUCCUCGUGACUGUGACGCCCUUUGACGACGAGGAUGAAGCCAUCGACAUUGUCAACGAGUCCAAGUACGGCCUCACCAGUAUCAUCUUCAGCCAGAACAACGAACGGUGCUGGCGCUUCUCCAAGAAGGUGGAUGUUGGGUUGGUAUUUGUCAACAACUACUCUCGCAACAUACUCGGCGUACCGUUUGGAGGCGCCAAAGAGACGGGAUAUGGGAGGGAACACAGCAUUGACACGCUCAAAGAAUGGUGCCGCGCCAAAGUCAUCACCCAGCCAAGCGGGUUCGGGGAGAUGCCACGGUGGAGGGCUGUCAACGAUGUGUAUCAGUGA
This is a messenger RNA of Cladophialophora yegresii CBS 114405, 1509 nucleotides long. RefSeq lists its product as uncharacterized. The transcript has a single exon. The record is from RefSeq and is a predicted model, not a curated record. The coding region runs from base 1 to 1509 and encodes 502 amino acids. Gene Ontology annotation, molecular function: oxidoreductase activity, acting on the aldehyde or oxo group of donors, NAD or NADP as acceptor. NCBI's taxonomy places the organism in Eukaryota, Fungi, Ascomycota, Eurotiomycetes, Chaetothyriales, Herpotrichiellaceae.